UUUCCAUAACCACCAAACCUCAUAUUCCCGGUUUUCACCAUGGCGGUCGAGGGACCAGGAAUAGAAGCGUUUCAAAAUGAAAAGAAAACGCUUUAUUCUACCUUGAUAAGCAGUGAAACGAUUCUUGCUUUUCUUGGUACGAAAAAGGUUAUGUUGGAUAUUCUACGACAUGUGAAUCAAACCAAUGAAAUUGAUGAAAAAAGUAUCGUUGCUAUCAUAGAUAAUAUUAUGGAAGUUUUACCUAGAAAUGUUUCACGUGAAUGUCGCUUACAACUAUGUGCUACACUUUCACAUAUAACGAAGUUAUCUCCUUCGAUUGCUCUUUGUGCGCUUGUAAAUCGUCUUCGAAGCACUUCUAUUCGCUUGGAGCGCAUUCCUAGCAGCUCUAUUUCAAUAUCUUUUAAUGCUUUGAUUUGGGUGAACUGCAUCCUUUCUAAUCUCCCUUCCAAUGAAUUCAAAUACUGGAUGCUGGAAAUUCUUCCUCUUCAAAGCCAAUUCUUGAAUGUCGUCCUUCGGGAUGGAAAACCCGCGAUUAUUCGUAGUGCCUUGCACUCAACACGUCGUUGUUACCGUUCCUUAUUCCUUGCUCAACUGAAUGAUUUGUCCUCUUUUAUUUCUUUUCUUUUGAACGAAACCAAACCAGCUCUCGUUCUUCCGAAAGCUUUGCCAUUAUACGGUGUCAUACUGGGCACUUGUUACUAUUUUCAAUUGUCUUCGGAGCCUCGCGCUUUGGCAUCAGAAAAUAUAGACCCUUUUGUAAAGAUGAUUCCUCAACACAUCCUUGCAGCAAAACCGGCUUUACACAGGUUUGCUGGUGAGGGAUUCUGUUAUAGCAUUGGAUUGUUGUUAUCUUUAGAUAAAUUGUCCAGUGACCUAUUGCCUUCUAUCGAGAAGGCUUUAUUACGUUCUCCGGAACUUGUCUUUGCAGGUAUUCUAUCAUCAUUGGCUAUUGGUUUCGCCGAUUCUGGAAAGGAUGCCUCUUCUUUACUGCUGACUAGUCUUUACGAGGCCUUUGCUUCAAAUUUGAAGAGUUCGAAUGCAACUGUUCGACAAAACUGCUUUCAAACAUUUUCGGUCCUUUGUAAGCAUGCCAAGGACUCCAAAAUGCUUAUGGAUGUUGCUUUGAAAUUGGUUUCUGCUUUGAAAACGAACAAAGUUACCUCUAAUGAACAUCGCAAUCUUUAUAUUGAGUGUCUUUCUCAUCUCUCUGUUAAAGAAGUAGAUUCUGCUUCUUUACUUAAUGAAGUCCUGCCUUUGUUCAUGAAGGUUCAAGAAAGCAGUUUUUAUCACCUAGCAGCUGUGGUUACAAGGAAUGUCAAAUCGCUUCUAUCGUCAAAUAUUUCUUUAAGUAGAAGCAUUUACGACUUCCUUUCAAAAUCAUUAGAUAAGCCAGUUGCAUACGAGCGUCAGCAUUGGAUAUUAGCUUUGGCCGAUUUAGCUUGGGAUUUGCGAGCCGAUGAGCCUUCUCGUUUGGAGUUCCUAAACUUUUACUUGGAGCACUUGAAUAAAUCAAGCAAGGCUGCUUUAAGUAAUCCUACCAAUGCUUUACAGAAUGGAAGCAUUUUGGCCCCUGUUGUGUAUUCGUGCUUAAUGAACAAAGAACGAAGUGAUAGGGAACUUACCGAACUUAAAUCUGUCGACGAUUUGCAAAGCUUACUCGAUGGGCUUGUCAGCUCUGUAAAUGGAGAUACUAUUCUCUUUUCAAACAAAAUUAUUAAUAAAUUAACUACUGAUUCCGCGAAAUUAUGGUGGCUUCGUGGUCUUUGUAAUUUUGCUAGUGUCUAUGCCAAAGACUUAACUGAUAGCUUGGCUUCUUCCUGGUUCCAGUCAAUAAUAAAUUUAUUUAACUUCUCUGGCAACCAGACCAGCAAAAUUGCUUUUGAAGCUUUAAAGAAUGCGGUACUAGUUAAUCCUGGUUUGCGUAAAAUCAUCUGCUCUCAGUUUUGGAAUUUGCAUUAUCAGUCUGAGGCCUCUAAAAAGGAUGAUAAGUUUGAUGAGAAUUCUUAUAAGAAGUUGGUUCAGCUAUUAAAAUCAAUUCUCUUAACAAUUUCCUCAAACAUUUCCGACGUAAAUCCGAAAGAGAUUGCAGACUAUGAUUUUUAUCUGAUUGAACUUUUAUUCCUUUCCUUCGCAUAUGUUGACCAAUUUGAUUGGAUUCAGUUAUGCCAGCUUUCGCAUAGAGAUCCUGCAACACUUGUCACUGAACGAAUUCACGAUAUCGUGAAGUACAUCGAAGUUGCAUUGUCCAGUGACGUUAGAUCUGAAAAGGAGAAAGCAAUGAUUUCUUCUAUUUCGAUGAUUGUUUUUGUUGCUCCAGAGGCUUCCACUCCUCUUUUUGUAAACCUUUUCCGUGGUCAGCUUGUUAAUCUCAAAUUAGCAGAUGUCUCAGAUUUGGAAUAUGAAAUUUGGAAAACUCCUGAUGGAAUUCUCUGGGAGAACGUAUUAGAAAAGAAGACUCAAAAAAUGGACAAGAAUACGAAGGAUUAUGAAACAAAGCGUUGGGAAGCAGAAGUUCGAGCUAAGCAAGCUGAGAGGAAGCCUAUGAAGUUGAACAAAGAUCAGCAGGCUUUGGUGGACGCUCAACUCGAGAAGGAAUCCAAAAUUAGACAGUCUGUUAGACGCCUUGUUGUAUCCCUUGAGCGUGGUCUUGGAAUUAUUCAAAGUAUGGGAAAUGCUGUCCAAUUGUGUCCUGGAUUGUGGGUUGAGGAAGCUAUUGAUGUGCUGGUUUUUGGUAAAGUUCUACAUUUGAGUACACCAUUUACUGGCGACCUGGCUUUAGUAGUCUUCAAGUUGGUUGUAGCUGCCUCUGGUCUUCCAUCUCGCUUGGGUGAAUCUGCAUAUUCGGAUUCUUUAGCUAUAACCAUUCUCAAUGCUCUUAACGCUAAUCCUAGCGUUGAUGAGAGUAUUAUUGAUUCUUUCCUUUAUAAGGUACGCUUUGCCAUUGAACAAGCAUAUUUUGAGCCUGAAGCAUUCUCUUGCAUUUUUCCAUUGGUUAAUAAGCUUUGUUAUGAAAACGCUACUAAAGAUGACGAAAAAUCGACUGAGCACUUAUUAUUAGCGAUUGAAAUGUUAGGAUUUCAAGCACCAUAUUCUUUCUGUUUGAGGGGCAUGCGGGCUAUGUUUUUGAAAGCACUUUUGCAUUUACUUGAGACUGUUCCUGCUCAUUAUCAGGACAUCAAGAACUCAUUACUUUCCCUUGUGCAAGGUAUCCGUACAUCUUACACUGAUAACGAAUUAAAUAUUCUUUUACAACAUGCUUGUCACAACGAAAGUUCUGUUCGCUCAGCCGUUUUACAGUCUUUGCAAGUCUUAGACUUAACCCAAUAUAGCUUCAUUAAGGAAAUUUUCUUGGAGCUUUAUGAUGACAAUGAAUCUAACGCUGCCGUUGCUCAUCAGAUAUCGACGCAAAACGGUUUAGACGCGAAUGAAGACUCGUAUUCCGAACUAUUACCUUUGCUUGAUGUUAAAUCUAAUUAUCUUCACACUCUUAUCGGAAAAUCGUUUGUCGACUUGAUCGAUGAAUUUGAAGAUUUCUCAUCUGUUCUCCCCAAGAAAUUAAUGGAAAUAUAUAGUAAGAACGCCUUACCUUCACCUCCGGAAUAUGAUGAAUACGGUAUCAUAAAGAAAGAGACUAUCGGUCGGGAUCUAGGUAUUGUUACCAGGGAAGGUGUCAGUAUAAUCUUUGUGCAUAUUUCGCAGUACAUUUCUUCAAGUUUACUGGUACCUUUUUUGGAAUUUUUGCUGUCUUCUGUUCAGUCAGAUGCUCAGAUUCCCGUUACUGAUAGUUCAGUAACUGUAGCUUCCAAUAUGUUGGUAGCCGGAAAACAAGCGAUUACUGCUUUUGGUUCCUAUCAAGUGGAGGCAUUGAUGGAAUUGUUCGAAACUAAACUUAACGUUGAUACUUUGCCAACUGAGGCCAAUGAUAGAUUACGUGAGGCAACUGUAGUACUCUUUGGUACCGUUGCACAGCAUCUGCGAGAGAAUGACCAACGAUUAGUUGUGGUUAUCGAAAACUUAAUUUCUGCUUUGUCCACUCCCAGUGAAAGUGUGCAAUUAGCUGUUGCUUCAUGUAUUUCACCAUUGAUCAAAAAGCUACUUCCUAAAGCAAAAGAAUAUUAUGACCGUUUGACAACCGGUUUAAUAAAUGCUUCAUCUUUUGCCGAGAGAAAAGGAACAGCUUAUGGUUUGGCUGGAUUGGUUAAGGGUUUGGGCAUUAAAGCCUUUAAGGAUUUUGAUAUUAUGGCACAAUUAUGCGAAUCAAUGUCGAACAGGCAAAGUUCAUCAAUCAGACAGGGUGCUUUGUUUUGUGUGGAAGCCUUUUCGCGUACGUUAGGAAUUUAUUUCGAGCCUUAUUUACCUGAUUUACUUCCUUUAUUGCUUUCUUCCUUUGGUGACAGUGCAACUGAAGUUAGAGAAGCUACUUUGGAAUCUGUGAAACAUAUAAUGAGCCAGUUAAGCGCUUAUGGAGUUAAACUUUUGCUUCCUAGCUUGUUGGAUGGCUUGAACGAUUACAACUGGCGGUCUAAGCGUGCUUCUGUAGAAAUUCUCGGUUUAAUGUCCUUCAUGGCGCCCAAACAGUUAUCAGUCUCUUUACCUACUAUUGUUCCCAAGCUGACAGAGGUUUUGACUGACUCUCAUUCUCAGGUUCGCAAUACGGCAAAUAAAAGUUUGUUGCGUUUCGGUGAAGUCAUUUCCAAUCCUGAAAUACAGAACCUUGUACCUAUUCUCCUUAAGGCCUUAAGUGACUGUACACGUUUCACUGAUGAUGCAUUAUCUGCCAUUCUUAAGACUGCUUUCGUUCAUUAUUUGGAUUCUCCUUCGUUGGCUUUAGUCAUACCCAUUAUUCAGUAUGGUAUGAGAGAACGCAAUGCAUCUACAAAGCGUCAAUCUGCAAAGAUUUUUGGAUUAAUGGCAAGUUUGACUGAACCUGAAAAUCUCGCAAUUUAUCUAGAUGCAUUAAUGCCCAAAUUACGGGAAGUACUUAUCGACCCUGUGCCUGAUACCCGUGCAACUGCUGCUAAAGCUUUAGGAUCGUUAAUGGAGAAAUUGGGUGAAACUAAGUUCCCAACUCUUAUUCCUGAAUUGUUCAAUAUUCUUAGAAGUGAGUGUAGUGAAGUUGAUCGACAAGGUGCUGCUCAAGGUUUGUCUGAGGUUCUCUCUGGUUUGGGCUUGACCCGUCUUGAAGAUGUUCUGCCUGAAAUCUUACAAAAUACUUCGAGUCCUACUCCUUAUAUCAGGGAAAGCUUUAUUUCUCUUCUUAUUUAUUUGCCGGCUACAUUCGGAGCUCGUUUCCAGCCAUACCUUGCUCGUGCUAUUCCACCUAUUCUUUCUGGCUUAGCUGAUGAGUCCGAACUUGUACAAACUGCUUCAUUAAGAGCUGCUAAGAUGAUUGUCAAUAAUUAUGCUACCCGUGCUGUCGAUUUACUUCUCCCUGAACUUGAGAAAGGUUUAUUUGAUGAUAAUUGGCGUAUUAGACUUUCUUCAGUACAACUUGUUGGUGAUCUCAUCUAUAAGCUUGCAGGUAUUAACAAAAAGACAUUGCAAGAAGAAACUGAUGAAAGUGAGGAAGGAACCAGGACUGAUGUUAAUCGUAAAGCCUUAUUGGAGACUAUCGGUUCUGAGCGUCAUGACCGUGUGUUAUCCUCACUUUACAUCCUUCGUCAAGAUAUUGCUGCUGUUGUUAGGACUCAUGCUCAACAGAUCUGGAAGAAUAUUGUUGUAAAUACUCCUCGUACUGUUAGAGAUAUCAUGUCUACGUUAACAGCUCUUAUUGUGGGCAACUUGAACAGCACUGGAAAUGACCGUCGUGCCAUGUGUGUUAAGAGCUUAGGAGAUUUAUUGAAGAAAGCUGGUUUUGAUGUUUUGUCCCAACUUCUUCCAUCACUGAAGGCUGGUUUAGAGUCUUCUGAUAGACAAGAUAGGAUUGGUGUUUGUAUUGCUUUGCAAGAGUUGAUUUCUAGUGCUUCACAUGAUCAGCUUGAAAUUUAUAGUGACCAAUUCGUUUAUUCUGUACGUGAAGCACUCAUGGAUUCAGAUUUGGAAGUAAGAGAAACUGCAGCUGAAGCAUUCGAUAUUCUCCAAACAGUGAUAGGUGAUCGUGCGGUUGAUGAGGUUCUCCCCGAAUUGCUCAAAUUGCUUGAAUCUGAUGACAAGUCCGAAUAUGCAUUGUCCGCACUUAAAGAAAUAAUUGCUCGUCGCUCUGCCUCAAUUUUCCCUGUCCUUAUCCCUACUCUUAUUAAACAACCAAUCUCUGCGUUCAAUGCUCGGGCUUUGGCUUCUCUUGCGCAAGCAGCUGGUCCUACAUUAAACAGACGAUUACCGUCAAUCCUUAAUGCCCUCAUGGAAUCCAUACUUGUUGCGAAAGAUGACAAUUUGCAAAGCUUAGAAGAAGCAGUUGACACAAUCGUUCUAUCUGUAAAAGACCAAGAUGGACUCACGGUGCUUAUGGCUCAUCUUUACUCAUUUACUGAGAAUGAAGAUUACAAGAAGCGUUUGUUUGCUGCUAAGCACAUGCUUACAUUCUUUCAAAACUCUAAACUGGACUAUUUCCGCUUUGUACCUGAUUGGAUCAGUCAUCUUGUUAGAUUGUUUGAAGAUAGGAGCACUGAUGUUAUCGCUGCAGCUGUUGCUGCUCAGCAUGCCCUCACGUCUUCAAUGCGUAAAGACAGGAUUGAAUCAGUGAUUAAUAUUACAUACAAGUCAUUACACGAUGUUGGUGUACAUGAUACCACAUUGCCUGCAUUUGAACUGCCCCAGGGUAUUAGUUCAAUUUUGCCUAUCUUCCUGCAUGGUUUGAUGCACGGUACAAACGAGCAACGUGAACAAUCUGCUUUAGGUGUUGCAGACAUAGUUAUGCGUGCUGAGCCCGAUAAACUUCGUCCCUAUGUCACACAGAUUACUGGUCCGUUGAUUCGUAUAAGUGGCGAAAGAUUCCCAGUUGAAGUUAAGAGUGCGAUUUUGUAUACCCUUAACAUCAUACUAUCUAAAAUUCCUACAUUUUUGCGUCCCUUUUUGCCUCAGUUACAACGUACAUUUGCUAAAAGUUUGGGUGAUCCUUCGAGUGAAGUCAUUCGCAGUAGAGCAGCUACAGCUUUGGGUACUCUUAUUACCUUACAAACUCGUCUCGCUCCUAUUGUAACAGAAUUGGUAGCAGGUGCUCGUACUCCUGAUGCUGGUGUGCGCAAGGCUAUGCUGAAUGCAUUAUUCGCGGUCGUUUCUAAAUCCGGCCAAAACAUGAAUGAAGCCUCAGCUGAAUCUGUUGAUCAAUUGUUAAGAGAAAUAUCAUCUGAAACAAAUGAAUAUAUGAUUAUCUGUGCCAAGAUGUAUGGCGCUUUGUUUAAUCAACUUACCGACACUCGUGCCAGGCAGCUACUUGAUACCAAGAUUUUCAGCGUUGAAACUUUGGAUGAAUACUCAAUCUUGAUAUUGAAUGCAGUCAUUAAAUAUGGAUCAAAGAAGAUUAUCGAGAUGGGUUUGAGCGAAAGUGUCUGUCAAGCAAUAUCGGAUGCAUGCCAGCAAAAAGAGACCUAUAUUACCGAGAAUGCCGUCUUGGCUGCCGGUAAAGCACUUCUCGCUGACGUUCCUCAAAACUUCAACGAGUCAAAGGUUUUGUUCGAGGCUUUGAGAAUUAGCCUGGAGGUUAGCCCAUCUGGAUCCCAAGAUUCCAAGCGUCUAUCUCUGGUUAUCAUUCGAAUCUUGUCAAAAGAAAAAUAUGACAUCGUCCGACCUCAUCUCAAUAUUCUUGCACCUGCUGUCUUCAGUUGUAUUCGUGCUAUUGUUAUUCCAAUCAAACUUGCUGCAGAGGCCGCCUUCUUAGCAAUGUUCAAACUUGUUGAUGAUGAUUCGAUCAUAAACAAGUAUAUGGAAACUUUGGAGGGACCUCGUGCUAGAAGCUUUACUGAUUACACUCGUCGUGUUGCAUUCAAACUGGCAGCCGGUGAACGUGAUCGUAUCGCCUCUGGAAGUGGUAGAAUUCAAUUGGAAGAAAAGGAAGAUUUGGCUGAAAUUACAGCUGUUGGUAGAGAUAAUGAGGUUAUUUCCAAUGAAUCAUGGUAAAUGGUGUUACUUAAUCGUAACCAGGAAUUAACCCAUUGAGCUAAAGUUUACAGCUAUUUUUAUUGAUGGAAGUCGGAGUAUUAACUUAUUCAUUUCGUUUAUUUUGGUCAUUGAUUUUUGGAACAAAACAAGGAGCAAAAUAUAAUGUCAAAAAAAUUGAAAAUAUUGACCAAAAAAUUGAUGGAUUAUUGAUUUGUUUUGAUCUAUGACAAGCUAUAUAAAUUUGUAUAUAGAAUCUUAUGUAAAUUUCAAAUUAUAUGGUUUUAGGAUUUUCAACAUCACUAAA
This is a messenger RNA of Schizosaccharomyces cryophilus OY26, 8341 nucleotides long. RefSeq names its product translation elongation regulator Gcn1. Gene Ontology annotation, cellular component: cytosol. The record is from RefSeq and is a predicted model, not a curated record. NCBI's taxonomy places the organism in Eukaryota, Fungi, Ascomycota, Schizosaccharomycetes, Schizosaccharomycetales, Schizosaccharomycetaceae. Gene Ontology annotation, molecular function: protein binding; protein kinase regulator activity. Gene Ontology annotation, biological process: regulation of translation; cellular response to amino acid starvation. The transcript has 2 exons. The coding region runs from base 40 to 8055 and encodes 2671 amino acids.